GCGAGGGGGAGCGGCCGGCGGAGAGCGCGACUCGUCCCGGGGGUGGGGCCGGGCGCAGUGGCGAGAGGAGACGAAGGUGGCCGCGGCAGCAGCAGCAGCAGCGCGGCAGCCUCUACCCGGCUCGGAGCGCAGGGCGGCCGCCGCAGCUCCGCUCCCCUCCCGGUGCGCCCGCCCAUGGCGGCCGCGCGGCAGCUGUGGCUGCUCUACCUGUCGGCGGGGCUCCUGUCCCGGCCCGGCACCGCCUUCAACUUGGACACCCGCGAGGAAAACGUGAUCCGGAAAAUGGGGGACCCCGAGAGCCUCUUCGGCUUCUCGCUGGCCAUGCACUGGCAGCUGCAGCCCGAGGACAAGCGACUGUUGCUGGUGGGGGCCCCGCGGGCAGUGGCCCUUCCACUGCAGAAGGCCAACAGAACAGGAGGCUUGUACAGCUGCGACAUCACCUCCCGGGGGCCUUGCACACGGAUUGAAUUUGAUAACGACGCUGACCCUUCCUCAGAAAGCAAGGAAGAUCAAUGGAUGGGGGUCACCGUCCAGAGCCAAGGUCCAGGGGGCAAAGUUGUGACAUGUGCUCAUCGAUAUGAAAAAAGGCAACAUGUUAACACAAAACAGGAAUCCCGAGACAUCUUUGGAAGGUGUUACGUCCUAAGUCAGAAUCUCAGGAUUGAAGAUGAUAUGGAUGGAGGAGACUGGAGUUUUUGUGAUGGCCGAUUGAGAGGCCAUGAAAAAUUUGGUUCUUGCCAGCAAGGUGUAGCAGCUACUUUUACUAAAGACUUUCAUUACAUUGUAUUUGGAGCCCCGGGCACUUAUAACUGGAAAGGGAUUGUUCGCGUAGAGCAAAAGAAUGACACUUUUUUUGACAUGAACAUCUUUGAAGAUGGGCCUUAUGAAGUUGGUGGAGAGACUGACCAUGAUGAAAGUCUAGUUCCUGUUCCUGCUAACAGUUAUUUAGGCCUGCUGUUUUUGACCAGCGUUUCCUAUACAGAUCCCGAUCAGUUUGUUUAUAAAACACAGCCUCCCAGGGAGCAGCCCGACACAUCCCCGGAUGUGAUGAUGAAUAGCUACCUAGGUUUUUCUUUGGACUCAGGGAAAGGUAUUGUUUCUAAAGAUGAGAUCACUUUUGUAUCUGGUGCUCCGAGAGCCAAUCACAGUGGAGCUGUGGUUUUGCUAAAAAGAGGCGUGAAGUCUGCACAUCUUCUCCCUGAGCAUAUAUUUGAUGGGGAGGGUCUGGCUUCUUCAUUUGGCUAUGAUGUGGCAGUGGUGGACCUUAACAAAGAUGGGUGGCAAGAUAUUGUGAUUGGAGCCCCGCAGUAUUUUGAUAGAGAUGGAGAAGUUGGAGGGGCAGUGUAUGUCUACAUUAACCAGCAAGGCAGAUGGAAUAAUGUGAAGCCAAUUCGUCUUAAUGGAACCAAAGAUUCUAUGUUUGGCAUUGCAGUCAAAAAUAUUGGAGAUAUUAAUCAAGAUGGCUACCCAGAUAUUGCUGUUGGAGCUCCCUAUGAUGGUAUGGGAAAGGUUUUUAUCUUUCACGGAGCUGCAAAUGGAAUAAAUACCAAACCAACACAGAUUCUCGAGGGUAAAUCGCGUUCUUUUGGAUACUCAAUUGCUGGAAAUAUGGACCUUGAUAGAAACUCCUACCCUGAUGUUGCUGUUGGUUCCCUCUCAGAUUCAGUAACUAUUUUCAGAUCCCGGCCUGUGAUUAAUAUUCAGAAAACUGUCACAGUAACACCUAACAAAAUUGAUCUUCGCCAGAAAACGGCCUGCGGAGCACCUAGUGGGAUAUGCCUCAAGGUUAAGGCCUGUUAUGAAUAUACUGCCAAACCCACUGGUUACAAUCCUUCAAUAUCCAUUGUGGGCACACUGGAGGCUGAAAAGGAAAGAAGAAAAUCUGGGCUGUCCUCAAGAGUUCAGUUUCGAAACCAAGGUUCUGAGCCCAAGUAUACUCAAGAACUCACUCUGAACAGGCAGAAGCAGAAGGCGUGCAUGGAGGAGACCCUCUGGCUACAGGAGAAUAUCAGAGAUAAACUGCGUCCCAUUCCCAUAACUGCUUCUGUAGAGAUCCAAGAGCCAAACACUCGGAGGCGAGUGAAUUCACUUCCAGAAGUUCUUCCAAUUCUGAAUUCAAACGAACCCAAGAUAGUUCAUACAGACGUGCACUUCUUAAAAGAGGGAUGUGGAGACGACAAUGUAUGUAACAGCAACCUUAAGCUAGAAUAUAAAUUUUGUACCCGAGAAGGAAAUCAAGACAAAUUUUCUUACUUACCAAUUCAAAAAGGUGUACCAGAACUAGUUUUAAAAGAUCAGAAGGACAUUGCUUUAGAAAUAACAGUGACAAACAGCCCUUCCAGUCCAAGGAAUCCCACAAAAGAUGGCGAUGAUGCUCAUGAAGCUAAACUCAUUGCAACAUUUCCAGACACUUUGACUUAUUCUGCAUAUAGAGAACUGAGGGCUUUCCCUGAGAAACAGUUGAGUUGUGUUGCCAACCAGAACGGCUCACAAGCAGACUGUGAGCUCGGAAAUCCUUUUAAAAGAAAUUCCAGUGUUACUUUUUAUUUGAUUUUAAGUACAACUGAGGUCACCUUUGACACUAGACAUCUGGAUAUUAAUCUGAAGUUGGAAACAACAAGCAAUCAAGAUAAUUUGGCUCCAAUUACAGCUACAGCAAAAGUGGUUAUUGAACUGCUUUUAUCGGUCUCCGGAGUUGCUAAACCUUCCCAGGUUUAUUUUGGAGGUACGGUUGUUGGUGAGCAAGCUAUGAAAUCUGAAGAUGAAGUGGGAAGUUUAAUAGAGUAUGAGUUCAGGGUAAUUAACUUGGGUAAACCUCUUAAAAACCUCGGCAAAGCCACCUUGAAUAUCCAGUGGCCAAAAGAAAUUAGCAAUGGCAAAUGGUUGCUUUAUUUGGUGAAAGUAGAAUCCAAAGAAUUGCAGAAUAUAGCUUGUGAGCCACAAAGUGAAAUAAACCUCCUGAGACUAAAGGAAUCUCACAACUCAAGAAAGAAACGGGAAAUUGCUGAAAAACGGAUAGACGAUAACAGAAAAUUUUCUUUAUUUGCUGAAAGAAAAUACCAGACUCUUAACUGCAGCGUGAACGUGAACUGUGUGAACAUCAAGUGCCCACUGCAUGGGCUGGACAGCAAGGCGUCCGUUGUUUUGCGCUCGAGGUUAUGGAAUAGCACGUUUCUAGAGGAAUAUUCCAAAAUGAACUACUUGGACAUUCUCGUGCGGGCUUCUAUUGAUGUAACUGCUGCCUCGGAGAAUAUCAAGCUGCCAAACGCGGGCACUCAGGUUCGUGUCACUGUGUUUCCUUCAAAGACUGUAGCUCACUAUUCAGGAGUAGCUUGGUGGAUCAUCCUAGUGGCUAUUCUUGCUGGGAUUUUGAUGCUUGCUCUAUUAGUGUAUAUACUAUGGAAGUGUGGAUUCUUUAAACGCUCUAGGUACGAUGAUAGCGUUCCCCGAUACCAUGCUGUAAGGAUCCGGAAAGAAGAGCGAGAGAUCAAAGAUGAAAAAUAUAAUGAUAACUUUGAAAAAAAACAGUGGAUCACAAGAUGGAAUGAAAAUGAAAGCUACUCCUAGGGGGGCCAAAAAAGCUUCACUGUACCCAAACUGCUUUUUUUUUUUGCCCAACUCAGAAAUUCAAAUGGAUUUAAAAGCCCGUUCAAUACCUGGAUAUUGAUUUCAGACUACACACAGUACGAACCUACAGUUUUACCUGUGGACGUAGUUACGUAGCCUGAGGCCUCUGUUUUGCACAGCAAAAUUUAAGACGGUUGGAAUGGAUUUUUCUUUAACUGCCUUAAUUUAACUUUCCAGGUUGCCUUUGUUUUUGGUGUAGCUGACUUAAACAUAUGCUGGGGAAGGGCCUGCCAGUUGUGCUUAUUGCAACAUCCUCCUGAUAUUAGCUGGAAGAAGGCACCCACAAUCACCGCACUAACUGAGUGACCGUCCUAACCUCAGCACUGCCUCUGCAAACAUUCUUCCCAAAGGACUGGAAAACCGCAAAUCAACUGUCCCGCGUCACAAGACUCUGCAGUCGGGGUAGUUCUGUUUCAAUUUCAAGUGCUAUCUUAAAUUAAAUGUGCAAUAGAAGGUGAUGUUGCCAUCCUGCCCUCUUUUUCCAUUUCCUAGAUGUGUGAACACUUGCUCACACCAAAUAUAUACAGGUUUCAUUCUCCCUUUUCACUGAAACACACAGGCGCAACAGACUUGAAUGCUAAUUAUACUUAUUUGUAUAUGGUAUUUAUUUUUUUUUUUACAAACCAUUUUGUUAUUGACUAACAGGCCAAAGAUUCUCCAGUUUACCCUUCAGGUUGAUUUAAACAAUCAGAACAUGGGAGGUCAUUGGUGUGACCUAAAUUAUUUACUGCAAAAAGGAAAUAAUAAUUCUUUAUAAAUGUGCCAGAAAGUUGUUAUAAUUUACAGAUAAGUUUAAGUUAUUAAAACAUCUCCCUUCAUGACAGCCCUCACCCCCUUCCUCCAAACCCAAAAGGUUGCUUUAAGAAAUAGGAUUUAACCAUAAGAUGUUUAAUUCAUAUCAGACAUUGGAUAUUUUUGAGUUUAGAGCCCUGUGUGAUAUUUCUGAAUUUCAUGCUAUAACUUUCAAGAAUUCUUGGAAAUUAUGGGUUGGUUGGUUUGUUGAAUUUUAGUGCAGUUUCUGCAAAUACUGUAUAUUUAGGACUUGAAAGACAUGGUGAGUGCCUAUGGUGGAUCCAGACUGAUCCAGUGUAAGACUACUGAAUAUCUGACACCAGGAGUCAGGGAGAACAUCAUGGCCUUUAGGUCUUUAAAUGUUAUUGGAAUCGUUUAAUCAGUGAGUCAAUGUUCUGUUUUUGCUUUGUUUACUCCCCUAUCUAUAUUCCCAAAAUUACUUUGGGAAUGCUCUAACGAGCCUUAAAUUGUUUUUUAAUUUUAAAAAUGGAGGUGGGGGAGGAAGACAUUAUUCUAUACUUUCAAUAGAGAUUGAAUAGCUACAAAAGCUGAAUUUUUUUUUAAUUACUGUAUUUCAAAAUGUUAAGUUAUAUGGGGCGCAACAACCAACAGGUGCUAAUUUGUUUGAAUAUAGCGUAAGCAGUAUCUCAGUCUUUUAGAAGAACAAAAUACAACUACAUGUGCCAUUGUUGCUUUUAGUUUUUUUUUCUUUUCAGAAAUCUUAUGCCCUUAAGAUACUAAGGACAUUAUUCUUGUUGUACUUUGGAAUUUUCAUUCACAAAAGUAGUUUUACAAAUGAUAUUUUGUUUACAAAAAUUUGUCUAAAACACGUCAUAACGGUGUUUAAAAUCUCAGUUUCUUGCUUAGGUAACUUGGAACCUAAUGCACUGGCUUUAUAGGUUGCUAAGAAGCUGAUAUUUUGAAAGUGCUAUAGACCUUUGUUAUAAAAACGAAUGUCCCGAAGGUGGGGUGGGAGGGAAGGGUAGUUCAACAACAAAGAAAUGAGAAUGUAGUGGUGUUUAAAUUUAUAGUUGUUAAAAACGUCAUCUCAAGUCAAGUCACUGGUCUGUUUGCAUUUGAUACAUUUUGAUACUAACUAGCAUUGUAAAAUUAUUUCAUGAUUAGAAAAUACCUGUGGAUAUUUGUAUGAAAGUGUGAAAUAAAAUUUUUUAUGAAAGUGUU
Diceros bicornis minor is the source of this 5601-nucleotide messenger RNA. RefSeq names its product integrin subunit alpha 6 (gene ITGA6). Bases 175 to 3567 code for a protein of 1130 amino acids. Gene Ontology annotation, biological process: integrin-mediated signaling pathway; leukocyte migration; cell adhesion mediated by integrin. The transcript has 26 exons. The record is from RefSeq and is a predicted model, not a curated record. Gene Ontology annotation, molecular function: integrin binding. Gene Ontology annotation, cellular component: external side of plasma membrane; integrin complex. NCBI's taxonomy places the organism in Eukaryota, Metazoa, Chordata, Mammalia, Perissodactyla, Rhinocerotidae.